CAAACCCCACGUGAACUCUCCAAUCCAACUCAAGCUAUGGAUGAAGGUAAAGAUACCGAUCAUGAUCAUUAUCGCCGGCGACAAGGGAAGCCACUGCGGCCUUUUAACAACAUCCCUGACCCUCAAAAUCAUCACCCAAUUUCUCAUCCUUCAUUUCCUUUUAACAACCCAGGCUCUGUUUCUCAUGCUUCCUCUUCUUCUGCAACACCUCUCUUUCCGUUUCCUUUCCAACCAUCCCAAUUCCCCCAUCAAUCCAAAACAGAGCUUGUAGAGCCUGUAGCGCCUGUGGUUCAUCACCGCCCAUCAGUCCGGCCGCAAUUGGCGCCGAUCGCUUCUACCCAACAUGGAUUUGGCUUUGGUUACCCACCCUACUUCAUGGGGGAGUUUGCAUCGUUUCAACAGCAACAACAACAACAUCAGCAAUUUCUUCAGCAAUGGAAUGAGUCUCUUAAUUUAAACACAAGGGCAGCAGGGAUUAGACCUCAAGUGCGGGCUUUAAAUACCACGAAGCUAUACAGAGGAGUGAGGCAGAGACAUUGGGGGAAAUGGGUAGCCGAGAUUCGUCUUCCUCAAAACAGGAAUCGUCUCUGGCUUGGUACAUUCGACACUGCAGAAGACGCUGCCUUGGCCUACGAUCGGGAGGCUUUCAAGUUGAGAGGAGCGAAUGCAAGGCUUAAUUUUCCAGAACUAUUUCUAAAUAAAGAUAAUAAAGAAGAAGAAGAAGAAGAGGCCUCGCAGGCUCCUCAACAGGAUGUUGACAAUGACAUAGAAUUAGAGUCCAAUAAUGGGGCUGUGACAGAGGACAACGUACAAGAGGCAGAGGGUGUUUCAAACUCACAGGAAAUGGUUUGGAGAGAAAUAGCAGAGGCUUGGUUAAACGCGAUGCCAGCCGGUUGGGGCCCUGGUAGCCCUGUGUGGGACGAUUUGGACACCACCAAUAAUCUGCUGCUGCAGCCACAGCCUUCAUAUGGCUCUGAUCUUCAGAGACCCUCAGUUUCACCUUCUUCCUCAUCCUGCCCCAUGAAGCCCUUCUUUCAAAAGGAUGAAGAUUAAACCAAAAAGGCUGCCUUUUGCGCCAAGUCUUGUGGGGAGAGCAUCAAAUCAGUGCAGGCAGUGCACUCGUGGGCCAGUUCUUUUUCUUGGUUCCUAUUGUUAGUAUCAGGCACGAGAUUCUAGAGACUAUCACUAUCACCCACAAGCAUGUUCUGGUUUAGAUUUUUUUUUUUUUUUUUUUUUUUUUUUUUUUUUUUUUUUUUUUUUUUUUUUUUUUUUUUUUUUUUUUUUUGUUCCAUUGAUCUUUUGGCGUUUGCUUUAUGUUCUGCGGUCUGUUUUCCACUGCAUUGCUCUGUUUAAUUUCAGCACAGGCCAGCGAGCAGGAGACAGUUUGGUGAUCUCCUCUUCAUUGGGUCCAUCAUCCAUCAGGGGCUCUGUUUUUCGGCCAAGAGGAUGGCAUGGAAGCACAUUCUAUUUUCAUAUUUGACACCAACUUUUAGCUUCCCACCAUUACUGAAAUGUAAUAAUUA
This is a messenger RNA of Cucurbita maxima (winter squash), 1523 nucleotides long. RefSeq names its product ethylene-responsive transcription factor ERF054-like. Gene Ontology annotation, molecular function: DNA binding; DNA-binding transcription factor activity. The record is from RefSeq and is a predicted model, not a curated record. Gene Ontology annotation, biological process: regulation of DNA-templated transcription. Lineage: Eukaryota; Viridiplantae; Streptophyta; Magnoliopsida; Cucurbitales; Cucurbitaceae. Bases 37 to 1053 code for a protein of 338 amino acids. The transcript has a single exon.